Phanerochaete carnosa HHB-10118-sp is the source of this 693-nucleotide messenger RNA. RefSeq lists its product as uncharacterized. The record is from RefSeq and is a predicted model, not a curated record. The coding region runs from base 1 to 693 and encodes 230 amino acids. NCBI's taxonomy places the organism in Eukaryota, Fungi, Basidiomycota, Agaricomycetes, Polyporales, Phanerochaetaceae. The transcript has 5 exons.
AUGCCUCUCGCACAGAUCGACGACAAUGGAACCGCUAUCUACUACGAGGAUACUGGUGUGCCGGAUGGCUCCUCGACUUACCCUACUAUCGUUAUCACGCACGGCCUACUGAUAAACUCUGGCAUUCCCAUCCCUAAAUUCAACGAACAACCUCUGACGCGCAAUAUACUGCUCUUAUAUCAUGACCCGCCGUCUCACAUAUAUGGCGUAGUACCCGAUCUGGGUUUCACUUGGCCUUUCGUCGACCCUACAGUUCCGCCUGAACGGAAGGCAGAUGAAUUCGUCGACUGGGUGUCUGAAUAUAACACUCCGCCGCCAGAUGGGACUCCCAUUACGGUCGAGUCGAUGCGCAAGUACUUCACCACCACUCCGCGCACGCCGACGCUCCGCACGCUGUCCCCGGAAGAUUACGAGCGAACCGUCGAACUUCAUGUUCGCUCCGGCGGUUUGAUUAUGACCACAGACGAGGCGAUCCGCCGUAGGCAUACGCGCUGCACAUAUCUUGACGCGGAUGCGGUCCUGCCCAAUGUCGACAUCGUAUUCCUCUUCUGUGAGGAGGAGGCGGCCGAGCCGGGUAAGAGAAAGCGAAAGACCACUUUCCAGAGAUUGAAAAAUGCAAACCACUUUCUUCAAUGGGAUGACCCAGAGCGGAUGAUCCGCAUUUUUGCAGAGCAUUGCUACAAUCGUCUGUAG